Messenger RNA from Ectocarpus siliculosus, 1096 nucleotides. Lineage: Eukaryota; Phaeophyceae; Ectocarpales; Ectocarpaceae. The record is from the annotation of a GenBank genome assembly.
CGCCCACCGCCCUCACAACACCCGCUACCACUUGCACACAAGACAGAGAGAGGGACCACACCGAAGGCAAGGCUACCGAGCAGCUCACCGCGCACACUGUUGCUAAGUUUUCACACGACCAGGGACCUCUGCCGUUGCGGAUCGAUCAACACCCAUCUUACUUCUUCUCGGGGAGUGGCACGCAAACGAGCGAAACCACAACCAUGGCGUCGGCUUCUCCUUCUUCGUACUUCUCGCUGGAAGACCAGUUCACCUUCUACGCCUCAUACCACAGCAACCGGGUCAACAAGUUCAUCCACCUGCUGUGUAUCUGGCCCAUCAUCUGGACCGGCUGCGCCCUCAUGACCCAGUGUUCUUUCGGAAAGCUCCCCGCGGAGGUCUUGGAGCAGCUUCCCCUUAGGGAUGAAGCCUGGAACCUGCAUCUUGGUACUCCGGUUGUGAUGGUCUACAUCUUCGUCUAUCUGGUGAUGGACCCCUUCGCGGGGGGCGUGGCCUCGUUCAUGAUGGCUUCGACCUACCUCACGACCAACCUGUGGAUGGCUGGCGGAGGCUCCGCGCGCCUGGCCACCGCCGCGCACAUCGGGUGCUGGCUAGCGCAGUUCUACGGGCACGCCGCCCACGAGGGAAGGGCCCCGGCGCUCCUCGACAACCUCUUCCAGGCUUUCUUGGCAUCACCGCUGUUCGUUGUGUGUGAGGUGCUCUUCGACCUCGGGUACAAGAAGGACCUGCAAAAGCGGAUGAGGAUCAAGUCUGAUGCCAACAUCGCCGAGUUCCGCGCAUCUAAGGCUGCUGCGGUCAAGAAGGACUGAUGGUACAUGUGAAAGCGUUCUUCUUCGUGCUCCGGCGGUGUGUGGCUGCGAUAUUUUCUGCGGUGGACUUCCACGAACUUGAACUAGAUCUGCUAAACGUGUACAGCACUACCGGCCGACUGCUAAGAAAAUUAUGUGUUAACAAGAAUAUGAAUAGUCACAAUCCCGAAGAAUGAGAAAGCUGGGAACCCACAGAUAGCUACAAGCCCGGCAGUGGAUAGAUGCUACGCUGGAUCAACCUAUAUGGUUGUCUAUGCUUCAAGAUGACGACGAAAAAGGAACUGAGG